Molecule: messenger RNA, 1548 nt
Organism: Colletotrichum truncatum
Lineage: Eukaryota; Fungi; Ascomycota; Sordariomycetes; Glomerellales; Glomerellaceae
Source: RefSeq, a predicted model, not a curated record
AUGACUCAUCUUGAAACGUUCAGUUCCAAAGAUCUCAGCUCCGAGAAAGGCAGCUACAGUGUUCAUGAGACAGACGAGUCGACUACCCUCGCACGCUUUGGCGUGGAACGACGAGAUGACGGGUUGAUUAACUGGCGACGAGAUUGCAAAUCGCAUCCUCGCAACUGGUCUCUGGCGAGAAAGACGUUUGAUACAACGGUCAUCAUUCUUUUUGAACUAUACACCACCAUCAUCAGCACAACGGGCGCUGUAGCGGCGACAGAAGCCGCACCUGAAUAUGGAAUGAGUCGACAGGCAUCUUUGAUAGGCUUCACCCUCAUGUACCAACUUGGCCAAGCAGUGGGUGGUUUUUUGAUUCCCCCAUUUUCAGAGCUCUUCGGCCGUCGUCUCCCUUAUCUGGUAUCCUGCGCCGCGUUCUGUAUUUUUAGCCUCCUCACAGGUGUAGUACACCACACGGCAGCAGUAUACGUAGGCCGUUUCGUCGCAGGUAUUGCAUCAGCUGUCCCGUCCGUGGUGAUAGCCGGCAGUGUGGAGGACAUGUUCAAUACUAAACGUCGAGUUUGGAUCAUCGUUCUGUGGAACGCAGGGACGACGGUCGGCCUAUGCUUUGGACCCAUUUACGCCGCUUACAUCUCAGAGGCAGUGGGAUGGCGAUGGAUCUUUUACAGCGCAGCAAUUGUCACUGGCGUUUUGUUCGUAUCCCUCUUUGGCAUCAAAGAGAGCAGGCCCAGUCUUCUGCUGGGUCAUAUCGUUCAACGAAUGGGCGAGCAGACGAGCAUUCAAGACCUGAACUGGCACAACCCUGACGAGGCCCCUGACUUCAGGGCGCUGGUUCAAAUCAGUGUAGUCAGACCGGGAAGGAUCUUACUCACCGAGCCCUUGGUUAUCAUGGUUGCGCUAAUCUCGGCAUCGUCGUGGGGGAUGAUAUACUUGUUCACCGAGUCACUCACCGUGGUCUACAUUUCCCUUGGGUUUACCAAGACUCAGGCUUCACUCCCAUUUCUUGCUAUUGCUGUCGGGGUCAUCUUCACUUUUCUACCUCGUCUCUGGGAUAUGAAGAUUGUUAAAGAUCGGCAGCGCAAACAGAUUCCUGUCCAACCUGAGGAUAAAAUCAUCGGCUUCGCCUUCGCAGCGCCUGCUCAAGCCAUUGGUUUAGCGUGGUUCGCGUGGACCAUUCCACCGUUGAUUGAAGACGUUCACUGGAUGGUUCCCACGGCGGCGUUGGUUUUUGUAGGAUUUGCGGUUAACGAGACGGCCCAUACACUUAGUGGCUACCUUGCAGACUCCUAUCUGCUGUACUCGGCGUCAGCGUUCUCGGGCCUUGCCUUCGUACGCGCCGUCGCGUCAGGGUUGAUGCCACUCAUCGCACACGAAAUGUAUGCUGGCUUAAACGCCAAUCAUGCAGGUACAAUACUCGCGGCGUUGGCUGCUGCAUUCUGUGUGACGCCCUGGCUAUUCUUCCGGUUCAGCAAACGGUUGAGGCAGAAAAGUCCCUUUGCGAGAUUCAGUCUCGAGACGCAUUACAGGACGAAUGUGGAAGCGAACUGA